AUGAAAUUUCCCAACAACUCUUCAACAACUGGUAGCCUAGAAACCGAAUUAAACGAAAAUGACGAAAUAUUAGCUAAAAAAAACAGUGAAAUAAGUAGAUUGGUGAAUGAUUUAGCGGCUGCUUAUUCCACGAUUAGCCAACUAAAUAAGCAAAUAGUUAAUUGCGAGGAUGAACUAGACGAACAAGAACAAGAUUUAACAACGGCAGAGGAAAUAUUAGCCGACAAGAACCAAAAAAUAGCCCAAAAUCAGGUUAUUUUAAGCCAAGAACAAGCUAAUUUAUUGAGAGAAAAGCAAGACCGCCAAAGAACCCAAAAGAGUCUAACCCUCAAGGAAAAAAUAGCAGCAAACUCGAAAAUGAAAAUUCACAACUAG
Messenger RNA from Entrophospora sp. SA101, 375 nucleotides. The record is from the annotation of a GenBank genome assembly. Lineage: Eukaryota; Fungi; Glomeromycota; Glomeromycetes; Entrophosporales; Entrophosporaceae.